Myiozetetes cayanensis is the source of this 4432-nucleotide messenger RNA. RefSeq names its product methyltransferase 14, N6-adenosine-methyltransferase subunit (gene METTL14). The coding region runs from base 60 to 1439 and encodes 459 amino acids. The record is from RefSeq and is a predicted model, not a curated record. The transcript is spliced from 11 exons. Gene Ontology annotation, molecular function: mRNA binding. Gene Ontology annotation, cellular component: nucleus; RNA N6-methyladenosine methyltransferase complex. Lineage: Eukaryota; Metazoa; Chordata; Aves; Passeriformes; Tyrannidae.
CCUGGGCGGCGGGAGCUCGGCGGAGCGGAGGGUGGCGGUGGCUGUGGCGGAGAGGGGCCAUGAACAGCCGCCUGCAGGAGAUCCGGGAGCGGCAGAAGCUCCGCCGGCAGCUCCUGGCGCAGCAGCUAGGGGCCGAGAACGCCGACAGCAUCGGCGCCGUGCUCAACAGCAAGGAGGAGCAGCGGGAGAUCGCCGAGACCCGGGAGACGUGUCGGGCUGCUUAUGAUACUUCUGCACCAAAUGCAAAACGUAAAUAUCCAGAUGAGGGAGAAGCAGAUGAAGAAGAGAUUGAAGAAUAUAAGGAUGAAGUAGAGCUGCAGCAAGAUGAUGAGAACCUGCCCUAUGAAGAAGAGAUUUACAAAGAUUCCAGUACCUUUCUUAAGGGCACUCAGAGCUUAAAUCCACACAAUGAUUACUGCCAGCACUUUGUGGAUACAGGACACAGACCCCAGAACUUCAUCAGAGAUGUUGGCUUAGCAGAUAGGUUUGAAGAAUAUCCAAAACUUAGAGAGCUCAUCAGAUUGAAGGAUGAGCUGAUAUCUAAAUCUAACACUCCUCCCAUGUAUUUACAAGCAGACUUGGAAGCAUUUGAUAUUAGGGAACUGAAGUCCAAAUUUGAUGUGAUUCUCCUGGAACCACCACUGGAAGAAUACUACCGGGAGACUGGCAUUACUGCCAAUGAAAAAUGCUGGACCUGGGAUGAUAUCAUGAAAUUGGAAAUUGAAGAAAUUGCAGCCCCAAGGUCAUUUGUGUUUUUGUGGUGCGGUUCAGGCGAGGGUCUGGAUCUGGGCCGAGUGUGUCUACGCAAAUGGGGUUACAGAAGAUGUGAGGACAUUUGCUGGAUUAAAACAAAUAAGAACAAUCCUGGAAAGACCAAGACUCUAGACCCUAAGGCUGUUUUCCAAAGAACCAAGGAGCAUUGCCUCAUGGGCAUCAAGGGCACCGUGCGCCGCAGCACAGACGGGGACUUCAUCCACGCCAACGUUGACAUCGACCUCAUCAUCACUGAGGAGCCUGAAAUCGGCAACAUAGAAAAACCGGUGGAGAUUUUUCACAUUAUUGAGCAUUUCUGCCUUGGACGACGGCGGCUUCACCUGUUUGGAAGGGACAGUACAAUCCGACCAGGUUGGCUGACGGUGGGUCCAACCCUCACCAACAGCAACUUCAAUGCAGAGACAUAUUCCUCGUACUUCACGGCUCCCAACUCCCACCUGACGGGCUGCACCGAGGAGAUCGAGCGGCUGCGGCCCAAGUCGCCCCCGCCCAAGUCCAAGUCUGACCGGGGCGGGGCUGCUCCCAGGGGAGGAGGCCGAGGAGGGACUGCGGCCGGCAGGGGAGAGAGAGGCAGAGAGAGGAACAGAACGAACUUCCGUGGUGAACGGGGUGGCUUCCGAGGGGGCCGAGGAGGGACCCACCGAGGGGGCUUCCCCACCCGCUGAGGAGGUAACGGCUUCUUGCCUCAUCCCACGCCUCGUCUCUGAAUCUCUUUCUUAGUCUUGUUUUUCCUGAAAUGAAUUCCUCUGGGGACUCAAGCUAGAUGACUUGUGAAAUUGGUUUUGGUGAGGCUGUUCCAGUCUUCCCAUGCCUGGGCUGGCAUGGCUCCACCUUGCCUGGCAGCACUGAAUUCACAGCAGAGAGCACCAUCUCUUCACACACCAUGGGAAGGAGGGAAGGGAAGGUACUUGCUCUGCUCUUAGGAAAAUGGGGAGGGGGGGGGCACAACUUUCUUUUCAGCUGUUAUUUUCUCCAAAACAUGGAUUUCUCUUCCUUCUUCGGAGGUCUGGGCUUGGACUGACCUGGAUUAAUAUGGUGGAAUGGGCAUGAAAUGCAGUUCUGAAUUGCAGACUUACUGUCUUAUAGAAGAAACAAAUGCUGUGUCUGUAUUGACACCUAUUUUAACUCCUCUGAAAACAAGGAGCAAAUGGAAUAAAUAGAAUUCUAUUUUUUCUUAUUUGGUUUUAACUUCCCAAAUUAUUCCUGGGAAUAGGGAACAAGUUAAUUUUUAAUUUGUGCUGUAUGUGCACUCACUUUUCCUUAGGGAGAGUGUAAUUCUGUGCAGUUAUGUGUUGUGCUUCAUGGAAAGCACCAAGCAAGCUGUGCACUUAUGUGCAGUCCAGAACUUCUGCAAAGUCCGGAUUGCUCCUGUAGCAGGGAUUUUCACCCAUUGUGUGUUUGUAACACUUUGUUCUUUGGAAGAUAAAAGAACAGUGUCACUGCAGAGCAAUCUGUGACCUUCUUGGAGAGCAGGUUGGAAAUGUGUGUGUGCAGUUCCUGAAGCUUGUCACCUGGGAACAGGGUACAGUAACAGAACCAAGUGCUUGGCUUUGCCUGUGGGAGUUGCACGCAUUUGGAAAUAUUGGCUGUUGCAGAUGAGCUCCAGUGCAGUGUGGACAGACAGCAACUCACUUUGGUAUGUACAGUGUCUGUUUUUAGCAGAACCACAGCUCCGAGCUUCUUGCUCAUUACUUGGCAGGCUGAACAAACUUGGCUGUUGAUGUAUCAAGGUCAUAGCUGUGGAUCUUUGAUUUUAAAUAGCUGUCCUGUAAAGUAGCAAAUUAUUAAACAUGUUUAUCAAAGUUAAUGUUGCAUUAUUUUUCUUCAUAUUUUAUGGAUUUGUUCUCCUUGAGGUUUUGGAAUUGCCAAGUGGUUUCCUCUGUGCUCUUGUUGAACAGAACUAUUCUUUUGGUGUAAGGAAUAUUGGCACAGGUGUUUUUGAGGGGCUGGUGGAACUCGCUGUUGUUUACAAGUUGGUUUUUCCUGUGUCAUUUGCACAUCUGGAGAGUGUGACUGGAUUUGCGGAGGGGGUGUUUUAAGGGUGGUGCUCAUUUGGCCAUCAGUGAAGUCAGCCAUGGGCUAAGUGAACAGCAUCUGACAGCAGGUACAUGCCACAGUAAAGAAACUUUGUAAUUUUUGCUUUAGUCACGUUAUUCAAAAAGUAAAUACUGAAGACAACCUUAGGACCACUGCUUUUGUGCCAGGGACAAACUUGGGGUUUUUUAUGAAUAGAAAAUGUUAAUUUCCAUUUCCCCCUUUUAAGCACAAGCCCAUUGCUGAUAGUUCAGUGCUGGUUUUACUUGAGUUGAAUGGACAAAGGAACUCCACCUUUGUACCCAUCCUCCAUGAAGAUCUACUACCUGCUCAUCAUUAUCGGAAGGUGCUGUUCCAGGAGUGACAGACUGAUGGCCUGUAAAGGUGAGACAGCAGCACACCCAAAGCUUGGUGUCAUGUCCUUGUGGUGGUGGAGAUGAUACGUAGACACUAUUACGCACACCCCAUUAUACAGGGUAAAAACAUCUGGUCAUUUACUUAAUCCCUGUGAUUUGAACCAUAUCUAAAGUGAUAUCUAGAGAUGAAAGGCUUUUAAUUGCAUUACUGUGUCAGUUAAUUUCUCAGUUGUAACACUUACAGGAGGAGGAUAAGGCUCAGAAUCAGUGAGCUGAUGAAUAUUUCAUUUACCCCAAGUAAAUGAAGACCUAAUUUGAGCAUGCUUUCCUUGAAGAUAAAGAGCCUAACAGGUUUCUUCUUUUCCAAUGCUAUUACAUGCAUAAUGCCUUCAGUCUGAGUUGGGAUGCCUGUCUAGAUCUUGCCAUGUCUUUCCAUUCUGGAAGAGGCUUAGAGUACUAGGACUAUCUUAUACCCUCUAUGAAUUAAGUGAGGAAUCUGACAGUUGCACUGAAAAGAUACUAAGGAUGUCUCAGCACUUACCUUCAGAGGGAAUUCAAGACUCACCUGUAGAUCACUGUGUGUAAAUCAGCCAUUAGCUGGAGGUGGUUGGAAUGAUGGAUGUGCUGUGUAGGUUGGCAGUCAAUGCUCUUGGGGGUUUGAGGUCUUCCCCAGCACAAGCUUAUUGUGCGUGUGUUCAUAGGUACUGAAUGCUUUGCUCGGUGGAGUGGAAUUUAGGCUGCAAACUAAACAGCAGUUUUGGUCUGAUAAUGGAAGUUAACUGGCAUUAAGUCAUCUAAUUAAUUUUAGACUACUCAGCUAGCUGUUUUUCUGUGCCCUUCCAAGGAUUUUAAUAUCCAGAAUGCACUCUAGAAAUAAAGGAAAUAUGAACAUUUCAAGCCUAUUACAUUGAAGACAUCUGUGAGUCUUGUUUCUUCAAUGUGGCUUUAUAAAGAUAUAUUGAGUAACUGAAAGUGAUAGAUAAAAGAACCCACCAUUUCUGUAUAUAGCAGAAAAGAUGUUUUCUCAUUUGAAAAUUGGUGGCAGCUUUAUUGCUUUAGUAGAAAUACCAAUUGUGUAAUGGGUUGAAGGUCAACUGAACAUGGAGGAGGGCUGCAUUAAUCCUUCUCAUAAUAGGGUCAUUCCCAUGGGCUCAAAAUAAUGCAGUAGGUAAAUUUACAGUAAAACACGAAGUAAUUUUUUGUGUAGUAAUUACAGCAAUGACAAAGGAAAAAAGAGGCCUGACUACUGUAAAGCUGAGUUAAAGACU